CCGCGCCGGGGUCCGGGGCAGUGCGCGCCGAGUGACCUCCGCUUCAUCGACGCAGGGCGAGCGGACGGGAAGCCUGCGGUCUCGGUCCUGGUUCCGGGAGCCCGGGAGCCGGGUGGCCGCCUAGCGAUGAACACGGAGGCCGAGCAGCAGCUCCUGCAUCACGCCCGGAACGGCCACGCCGCCGAGGUGAGGAGGCUGCUGGAGACCGUGCGGAAGGAGGAGGCCGUGGCCGACAUCAACUGCAAAGGAAGAAGUAAGUCUAACCUGGGCUGGGCCCCUCUUCACCUGGCCUGCUACUUCGGACACAGACAAGUGGUCCAGGACCUGCUGCAGGCGGGAGCGGAAGUGAACGUUCUGAACGACAUGGGCGACACGCCCCUUCACCGAGCGGCCUUCACGGGGCGAAAGGAGUUGGUAAUGCUUCUUUUAGAACAUAACGCCGAUCCCACCGUUGUUAAUGGGAGUGGACAGAGAGCCAAGGAAGUCACUCACGACAAAGAAAUCAGAAACAUGCUCGAAGCCGUAGAAAGGACUCAGCAAAGAAAGCUUGAAGAGUUACUUUUAGAAGCAGCAAGAGAAGGAAAAACAGCAGAACUCACAGCUCUGCUCAACAGCCCCAACCCUCCCGACGUCAACUGCGCGGACCAGUUAGGGAACACGCCCCUGCACUGCGCGGCUUACCGGGCCCAGAGGCACUGCGUGCUGGCGCUGCUGAAGAGCGGGGCGGACCCCAACCUGCGGAACAGGAACGACCAGAAGCCGCUGCAGCUGGCCCAGGGCGCCGACGUGAAGCAGCUCCUCGCGGGGAACAAGGCCCUGUACCGAGCGCUGAGGCCGUUCGAAGGUCCCCUCUGGAAGAGCUCGCGGUUCUUCGGCUGGAGGCUGUUCUGGGUGGUGCUGGAGCACGGCGUCCUGUCCUGGUACCGGAAGCAGCCCGACGCCGCUCGUAAGAUUUACCGCCAGGGGUGCAAGCACCUCACGCAAGCCGUGUGCACGGUCAAACCCAGUGACAGCUGCCUCUUCUCCGUUAAAUGCUUCGAUGACACCGUUCACAGCUUCAAGGUCCCUAAGAACAGCCCUUCGCAGGCAAGAGAGGACUGGCUGGAGGCGAUCGAGGAGCAUGCGGCCUACAGCACGCACUACUGCUCCCAGGACCAGGUGCCGGACGACGAGGAGGAGGAGGAGGAGGCGGGCUCUGCCGGGGACCUGCAGGAGUCCCUGGAGAAAGCGCAGGCAUGCCGGCAGCGCCUCGAUGGGGAACUCUCCAGCUUUCUCCAGAUGAUGAAGGAGUGUGAUGUGGCUAAAGAGAUGCUGCCGUCAUUUCUUCAGAAAGUCGACGUCGUCUCCGAGGCUUCGAGGGAGACCUGUGCGGCGCUGAGCGAUUGCCUCACGCUCCUCACCAAGCAGGAAGGGGUGAGGAGCUGCAGGUUGGCGCAGGAGCAGGAGAAAACCAAGAUCCUGUCCGAGGCCCUGGAGGCGCUGGCCACGGAGCACCAUGAGCUAGAGCAGUCGCUGGUGGCCGGCUCCCCGCCCAGCGUGCUCAGCGAGGACGAGUUCUACGAUGCGCUGUCAGAUUCCGAGUCCGAGCGGUCGCUGAGCCGGCUGGAGGCGGUGACCUCGCGCUCCCGUGAAGAGGAAGGGCAGCGUCCGGUCCCAGGAGAACACAGGAUGUCGGAGGGGAAGGACUGCGGCGGGGGCGACGCGCUCUCCAACGGCAUCAAGAAGCACAGAACGAGCUUGCCGUCCCCCAUGUUUUCCAGAAACGACUUCAGCAUCUGGAGCAUCCUCCGGAAGUGCAUCGGGAUGGAGCUGUCCAAGAUCACCAUGCCCGUCAUCUUCAACGAGCCCUUGAGCUUCCUGCAGCGCCUCACCGAGUACAUGGAGCACACGUACCUCAUCCAGAAGGCCAGCUCGCUCUCCGACCCCGCCGAGAGGAUGCAGUGUGUGGCCGCGUUCGCCGUGUCCGCGGUGGCCUCGCAGUGGGAGCGCACGGGGAAGCCCUUCAACCCGCUGCUGGGAGAGACGUACGAGCUGGUCCGAGAUGACCUUGGUUUCAGACUCAUCUCCGAGCAGGUCAGCCAUCACCCGCCCAUCAGCGCCUUCCAUGCCGAGGGGCUGAACAACGACUUCGUCUUCCACGGCUCCAUCUACCCCAAACUCAAGUUCUGGGGCAAGAGCGUCGAGGCAGAGCCCAAAGGGACCAUCACCCUCGAGCUUCUCCAACACAACGAGGCGUAUACGUGGACAAACCCGACCUGCUGUGUGCACAACAUCAUCGUGGGGAAGCUCUGGAUCGAGCAGUACGGCACCAUGGAGAUCACCAACCACAGGACCGGGGACAAAUGUGUGUUGAAUUUCAAGCCAUGUGGCCUUUUUGGGAAGGAAUUACACAAAGUUGAAGGCUACAUUCAAGAUAAAAGCAAAAAGAAGCUCUGUGCCCUCUACGGGAAGUGGACCGAAUGUCUGUAUAGUGUCGACCCCGCCACGUUCGACGCCUUCAAAAAAAACGAUAAGAAGAACACUGAAGAGAAGAAGCACAGCAAACAGAUGAGCGCGUCUGAGGAGUCGGACGAGAUGCCGAUGCCCGAUUCUGAGAGCGUGUCUGUCAUCCCCGGGAGCGUCCUCCUGUGGCGGAUAGCCCCCCGGCCCCCCAACUCCGCGCAGAUGUACAACUUCACCAGCUUCGCCAUGGUGCUGAACGAAGUCGACAAGGACAUGGAGAGCGUGAUUCCCAAGACGGACUGCCGGCUACGGCCCGACAUCAGGGCCAUGGAGAACGGGGAAAUCGAUCUCGCCAGUGAAGAGAAGAAACGCCUGGAGGAGAAGCAGAGAGCCGCGCGCAAAAACAGGUCCAGGUCGGAGGAGGACUGGAGGACCAGGUGGUUCCAUCAAGGCCCCAACCCCCACAACGGGGCGCAGGACUGGCUCUACUCGGGCAGCUACUGGGACAGAAACUACUCGAACUUGCCUGACAUUUAUUAAAGUGCGGACAAGUCAGGGCGUGGGGCUAAUCUACAGAUCCGUCUUAAACCUGUGUUUUUAAAUGUUUUUCUUUGGUUUCUACUCAUCUUUAAAAAAAAAAAAAAAAAGAAAAACCCCGUUCAUCACUUGCAUUUCACCCCCCAAAAAUAGGGCACAAGGUGACCUCGGUGAUGGAAGUCUUACAGAAAAUGGGUACUUUUGCUACUGAACGGGCUGACUUGGGUGCUGUUGUAUACAGAGGUCAGAGGAACUGCGGGCGGGCGUGCUUUAUGGCGGCUUCGCCGCAGUUGCGGGAGGUGGAUACCUGAAUGUAAUUCAGCUUUAUGAAAUUAUAUACCUACAUGUAACUUAGCUUUAUAAAAUUAUAGAGUUAUUUUGGCUACUUUAUGCUGUUGGGCUUGAAUGUUUUAGAUGUGACUUCGAGAUGCGUCGGCCUCUCCGUACACAGCUCGCUGCUCAGAUGCAGAGAGAGACGUGGGUGAGAGGCCUUCCCACUGGGCCGGCCCAGCCCCUCCCUGCACACAGGCCAGGCCUGCGGGGUCAGAAGGGCGCUGGGCCUUGAGAAUUCCAAUGAAUUGAACUGAAAGGUCUUCACUUUGCUUAUUGUAAUGCUGAGUUUACUUUUACAAUUCUGUAACCAGCCAUUAGAAUUAAGAAGUGUUUAAUGGUCCAUGUUCAAAUUGAAAAUAUGUAUGAACUCUAGCAAUUCACAAAAAUGCCCUAGAAAUAGAUUUUAAUCACCGUUAUUACAUAAUGACUCGACCUGGUGGCGUGCCGCCGGGGAAAUUAAGUUGCACUCGUGUAUUACACGCAUCUAUCUGUGGAGCAGGCGGUCCUGUGCAUUCAGGUUUGCAGGCCCCUGUGUACUUACGACACGUGGAGACCUGCUGUACAGUAGCCUGGCCCCUUUAAUUGGGGCACAUUAACCUUCUAUUUAUCCACCAACCCCAGGCUGAGCUAUUGCUCGGGGGUCUUAGGUAGCUGCCAGUAAAUUAUUUUCGUUGCUGUCUUGAAGUUAACAAGUGUUAUAAUGAAAUAAUCUACCUGAUGCAAAAUAAAGGCUUUAGAAUGUUCAAAAA
Eptesicus fuscus (big brown bat) is the source of this 4061-nucleotide messenger RNA. It is a transcript of the gene OSBPL1A, whose product is annotated as oxysterol binding protein like 1A. Gene Ontology annotation, cellular component: cytosol; membrane; intracellular membrane-bounded organelle. The record is from RefSeq and is a predicted model, not a curated record. Lineage: Eukaryota; Metazoa; Chordata; Mammalia; Chiroptera; Vespertilionidae. Bases 127 to 2982 code for a protein of 951 amino acids. The transcript is spliced from 28 exons. Gene Ontology annotation, molecular function: cholesterol binding; protein binding.